Lates calcarifer (barramundi perch) is the source of this 1357-nucleotide messenger RNA. It is a transcript of the gene znhit1, whose product is annotated as zinc finger, HIT-type containing 1. The record is from RefSeq and is a predicted model, not a curated record. The transcript is spliced from 7 exons. Gene Ontology annotation, cellular component: external side of plasma membrane; Swr1 complex. Gene Ontology annotation, biological process: T cell costimulation; positive regulation of T cell proliferation; cellular response to lipopolysaccharide. The coding region runs from base 158 to 958 and encodes 266 amino acids. Lineage: Eukaryota; Metazoa; Chordata; Actinopteri; Centropomidae. Gene Ontology annotation, molecular function: nucleosome binding.
GACCGACCUCAAGAACAGGACCCAUAUUACAGAGGCCGAACAGAGAUGAAAAAGACCUGCUGAGAACUGGAGACCUCAGUCUGACCCUGAAAAAACCACAGAUGGAGACACAGACACCUACACCUGCACCGUCUACAGCAGGGAGGGAAACAUCCUGAUGAAGAAACAAGUGGAGCUAAAGGUCAAAGACUGUCACGUGGAGGUGGAUUCAGGGGUGGAGUCUGUCCAGCUGCCCUUCAAAACCACAGGUGACCUGCCUCAAGAUGUCAGAGUGGAGUGGAGGACCAGUUACACUAACAGGAAGGUCCAUGUGUAUCAGAACGGCUCUGACCGACCUGAGGAACAGGAAGAUGAUUACAGAGACCGAACAGAGAUGAAUGAAGACCUGCUGAGAACUGGAGACCUCAGUCUGACCCUGAAACACCCCACAGACAGAGACAUAGGAAGAUACAGCUGUGAAGUCUACAACAAGGAGAUCAGGAGAAGGAAAACAGUGGUGAUUAAAAUCCAAGCUCGGGUGGAGGCCGGUCAGCGCAGAGUGUUGGAUGAAGCCACCAGACAGAGGAGACUGAGCAGACAGCUGGAGGCUCUGGAGAAAGACAACUUCCAGGACGACCCUCUGUCCUCCCUCCCUCCCCCAGGUCCUACAGCCCGCCUGCCUGCCUUCAGUGAGACAGAGGAACCAGAGAAGAAGAAGAGGAAGACGAGGGGCGACCACUUCAAACAGCGUUUCAGGAAGAACUUCACCACCCUGCUGGAGGAGGAGAACCUGUCGGAGAAGCCGGAGCCUAACUACCUGUCGGCGGCGGCCCCGCCCUCGUCGCUGCCUCCACGACACUUCUGCUGCGUGUGUGGUUUCCCCUCCCACUACACCUGCACCACCUGUGGGGGGCGCUACUGCUGCAGCAAGUGUCUGUGCACACACAGAGAGACCAGGUGUUUGAAGUGGACGCUGUGACUGCGUCAGGGUGGAGGAGGAGGAGGAGGAGGAGGAGGCUGACGGAGGUUCACACCUGAGAGAGCAGACACACUCACAUACACCUGUACAGGUAGACAGACAGGUGAGCAGACUCCACCCUCCUCCUCCUCCUCCUGUUGGACCUGGACAAAGACUGAGAGGAAGGAGUGGUGUGGACUCAGGUGGACGAAGGUAAACAGGACGUGAUUGGCUUCUCUCUGAGCCAAUCAGGACGUGAGCUGCAGCGACGAGUCGACUGACAGAAAACCAAUAAUCAAUCGUUGUGAUUGGCUCCAGUAAACAGCUCAGACACUUCCUGGUUCCUCCAUGUUGUUGUUGUUGUUGUUGUUGUUGUUGUAAAUAAUGAUUCUUUCAUUUGAUAUUAAAAACUAAACUGAU